Penicillium cosmopolitanum is the source of this 1005-nucleotide messenger RNA. RefSeq lists its product as uncharacterized. The record is from RefSeq and is a predicted model, not a curated record. Lineage: Eukaryota; Fungi; Ascomycota; Eurotiomycetes; Eurotiales; Aspergillaceae. The coding region runs from base 1 to 1005 and encodes 334 amino acids. The transcript is spliced from 2 exons.
AUGUCAUCACCACCAAGAAACGAGAGCUCUGCCAUGCUUUCGCCCGAAAGAAUUAUAGAGCAGAGGUUAGGGCGCUACAAAUCAACCGACUCCGAUGACACAACCCAGGUCCUCCGCCAAUUUUUCUCCGUCCUGCCCCCCGACGGGCGAGCCAACUUGGCAGACGACGCCAGAGAAUGUGUAACCGACGAGAGGCUCCGAAAGUUGGUCAAGAGAAUUUACAACGGUCUCUUGCUUCCUAUCAAAGCAUCAGGCGGCAAAACACCCACUGACGAAACACCUUUUUAUCUGCGUAAGGAUUUCGAAGAUUCAUUCGAAAAUACCACUGCGCUCGACCUUGAUUCGAUAACUAAGAGCCCUCAGAAAAGGCUCCGAGACCACUGCUUGCAAAGAUACGGCUUCAGAUGUGUUGCAACAAAAUACUGCAGUGCCUAUCACCCUCGCCCAAAGGAUGCCAAAAAGGCCGAUCUUGAAGUUGCCCAUAUUAUUCUAUUUAAUAUUGCAUCCUUCGAUCCUAAGACCCCUACUGAAUCUGACCGACAUGCAAAUAUAUGGGUUAACAUCAGCCGUUACUUUCCGACUCUGGAGGAUAUGUCAUUCACCUUAGAACAGCUAAAUACAGAGCGAAACGCCAUGAUGCUGGAAAGGUCUCUUCACUGGGAAUUUGGCGCUUUCAGAUUAUGUUUUAUCGCUACCGGUGUCGACAACCAGUACCACGUAAAGACUUUCGAAGAUACUUUGACUGUACCUUGUCUGAUUCUACCUGCAGAUCGUCUUGCAACGUUUCAGCCACACAAAGGAGGGUGGGAUCUUCCAGAUCCCGAGCUUCUGAGAAUCCAUGCCUCUCUUACAGAAUUCUUCAACAUGAGUGGCCACGGAAAAAGAAUCGACAGACUUCUGACUGAAUUCGAAGAACUUGGGGGUCUUGCUUCUGAUGGAAGUACAAACGUGGAAGAUCUUCUUGCAAGCCGGUUGUUGUCGCUCGCUGUCGAUGUUAGGGAGUGA